AAUUCCCCCCCUCUCCCCCCCUCCCUUCUCCCUCCACCUCUCGUUCCCUCCACCCAAUCAUCUCAAUCCCUCAAUCUCCAGAAGCCCUAACUCUUCUCUUCUCUUCUCUUCUCCAUUGAAGAGGCAAAAGAGAGAGUAAAAAACAGAGAGAGAGAGAGAGAGAGAGUGAAUCACUUACUCACCCACACCAUGUCCUCCUCUUCCUCCUCUGCUGGCGCUGCCGCCGCCGCAGCGAUGUUGGCGUCCUCGGCGGACUCGCUGUCGUCGCGGUCGCUGCUCCUCCCCUCCCGCCUGCCGUUUCAGCAGCAGCAGCAGCAGCAGCAGCAUUCCCCGGGCCUCCUCGUCCGGCGCGGCGCGGGGUCGGCGGCGGUGCGGUGCGGGCUCCGGGAGCUCCGGGAGCGCAUCGACUCGGUGAAGAACACGCAGAAGAUAACGGAGGCGAUGAAGCUGGUGGCGGCGGCGAAGGUGCGGCGGGCGCAGGAGGCGGUGGUGAGCGGGCGGCCCUUCUCGGAGACGCUGGUGGAGGUGCUGUACAACAUCAACGAGCAGCUGCAGAGCGAGGACGUGGACGUGCCGCUGACGCGCGUGCGGCCGGUGCGGAAGGUGGCGCUGGUGGUGGUGACGGGGGACCGGGGGCUGUGCGGGGGGUUCAACAACUACAUCAUCAAGAAGGCGGAGUCGCGCAUGGGGGAGCUGUCGGCGCUGGGCAUCGCGUACACGCUGAUCUCGGUGGGGAAGAAGGGCAACUCCUACUUCCAGCGGCGGCCCUACAUCCCCGUGGACCGGUUCCUGGAGGUGGGCAGCCUGCCGACGGCGCGGGACGACGUGUUCGCGCUGUUCGUGAGCGAGGAGGUGGACAAGGUGGAGCUGCUGUACACCAAGUUCGUGUCGCUGGUGAAGGCGGACCCGGUGAUCCACACGCUGCUGCCGCUGUCGCCCAAGGGGGAGAUCUGCGACAUCAACGGGGUGUGCGUCGACGCGGCCGAGGACGAGCUCUUCCGCCUCACCACCAGGGAGGGCAGGCUCACGGUCGAGCGCGAGACGGUGCGGACGCCCACGCCCGCCUUCUCGCCCAUCCUGCAGUUCGAGCAGGACCCCGUGCAGAUCCUCGACGCCCUGCUGCCGCUCUACCUCAACAGCCAGAUCCUGCGCGCCCUGCAGGAGUCGCUCGCCAGCGAGCUCGCCGCGCGCAUGAGCGCCAUGAGCAACGCCAGCGACAACGCCGUCGAGCUCCGCCGCAGCCUCUCCAUCGUCUACAACCGCGAGCGCCAGGCCAAGAUCACCGGCGAGAUCCUCGAGAUCGUCGCCGGCGCCAACGCCCUCACCUAAAAUCAAUCAAUACCUCUUCUCUUUUCCUUCCUUGCUGCCGCCGCUACCGCCGCUGCGGCGCCAUUUUCAACUUCUCUUCUUCUUGUAAGUGCUACUUAUUUAAUUUCCAAAAUUUUCUCCCCAAGAAAAGGAAAAAAAAUA
Messenger RNA from Ananas comosus (pineapple), 1470 nucleotides. Its product is annotated as ATP synthase gamma chain 1, chloroplastic. Gene Ontology annotation, biological process: proton motive force-driven ATP synthesis. Gene Ontology annotation, cellular component: chloroplast thylakoid membrane. Bases 190 to 1329 code for a protein of 379 amino acids. NCBI's taxonomy places the organism in Eukaryota, Viridiplantae, Streptophyta, Magnoliopsida, Poales, Bromeliaceae. The record is from RefSeq and is a predicted model, not a curated record. Gene Ontology annotation, molecular function: proton-transporting ATP synthase activity, rotational mechanism. The transcript has a single exon.